AUGUCUGGCGCUCAAGAGGACAUGAUCGGUUACGCACAGGAGCUCGACAUCACGGUAGCUUCUCGACCAUCGUCUCGGCCGUCAAGCAUGGAGCGGCAAACAAAACUUGCUCAUCUUAAGCUUGUUUCCAAGUAUUACGGAUACGCCAACUUCUCAUACCCUCGACCCGACGGCACUCCGACUCGCAAUCCAUACAGAAGAGCCGGUCAAACAUACUCAUCCGAAGACCUCACUCAAGAUUACGACCAUCGCGGCCUUGCUUGCCCAGAAACUCCAACCAAACGAGAUCGUACUUCCAUGGGCUCGCAAGGCUCCAACAGUUCAGCACCCAGUCUCAUUGAUGAUCGGACUGAUUCCGAAGUAUCGCUCGACGACGACUACCAGUACCACGCUUCCGCAACUCAGCUUUGGGACACCUUCUGGCCGAUUGAUGAGGGAAAGACCCAGCAGACUCCAGAAAAGGCCAAGACCCAUUAUCCUGCCUUGAUCCCGUCACCACAUAUCCGCAGGGCGAAGAAGACGGGUUGCAUCAACUACAACGCUUACCCCCUACCACCCCGACCUGUCGAGUAUAACAUCCAGGUCCAGCACUCACCAUCUCCAACCCCUUCCACCACCGAGGACCCUGUGACCGAGCCCCAACCACCCGCAAGUAUGCCAGCGUCACCGGUCCCCCAUCCUGUUCGGGGCCCCGAGGACCUUGAGCCCCAGAGCCUUCCAGAACUUCGCCGGACCAUUCGUGCCACGCCGACAAUAGGCACAUCGUCGGGUCUAGAUACGCCUAAAUCUUUCUUCGACUUUGACUCGGACUCGGACUCUGACGAGGAAGAGCCCGAGCACACCAUCUCUCGCUUCGUCAAGACGCUGCACAAGCGAACCGCCAGCGAGACUCGCCGGAGCGCCAAGGGGGCAGCCUAUGCGGAUGCGCAGCUCCGCAAGAUUCGCGUCGAGACUGAGGCUGAAAGGAUUCGCGAGAACCAGAUGAUCUUUGAGCGACACAAGAGAUCCGGUGCCGUCUUUGGACGCAUGUUUGGACGUACGCAUGCAAGAUCUCCAAACGCAUGA
Messenger RNA from Colletotrichum fioriniae, 1065 nucleotides. NCBI's taxonomy places the organism in Eukaryota, Fungi, Ascomycota, Sordariomycetes, Glomerellales, Glomerellaceae. The record is from RefSeq and is a predicted model, not a curated record.